Molecule: messenger RNA, 2902 nt
Organism: Rosa rugosa (rugosa rose)
Lineage: Eukaryota; Viridiplantae; Streptophyta; Magnoliopsida; Rosales; Rosaceae
Product: pentatricopeptide repeat-containing protein At2g15630, mitochondrial-like
Exons: 8
Coding region: 890-1567 (225 amino acids)
Cellular component (GO): cytoplasm
Molecular function (GO): protein binding
Source: RefSeq, a predicted model, not a curated record
UGUCAACGUACAAUUUGUUGAUUCAUGGAUUGUUUAUGGAAGGUAGGGCGAGUGAAGCUGAUUGUAUGGUUAGAGAAAUGGAAGAGAAGGGAAUGGUUCCUGAUGCCAUUACGUAUAAUAUCCUUAUUAAUGGCUCAGCUCAGGUACCUAUCGCAUUCAAUUGUAUUGUUGAACUUGAUUCAGAAUGAACUGAUCGGGUUUAUGCAGAACGUCUUACUGUGCCAAGUAGUUUAGCUUAUUGUGAUUUGGACUCGGAAAUCAAUCAUCUAUGGUACACUCAUUUCGUGGCAAGGUAAUAUGCCGGGAAUCUUACGACUUUUACCAUCACUAUACUAUUGUUUUGUUGAAUAAGUCCACGAGAUAAUGAAAUAUCGCGAACAAGUGGGAACAUCGUAUUUGCCACACUCAUAUAUUGAAACAGCUUCACUCUCCACUACUUGCACUCCUAUAGUCCUUACACCGUUGAAGAGUCAGGAACUCUAAUUCCUAAAGAUCGAGGAUAGUCUACAUGCUUGAAAAGAAAACCAAGUUAUAAUAGGAAACAAAUUAAAUUAAUCAGCCUGGAAUCCAAACAACUCCAUUUAAUGGCCUUGACAGUUGAAAGUAACAGUAACACCAUUAAUCUUCUUCGUCAGGGGACACUUCCAUUUAGGAUAUCCAUUGUUUGGAGUGUCACUUAUAGCUGAGUGUCGUCUUGUGCAAUUAUGUGUGUGAAAAUACAUGCAUCAGGCACCAAAUGCUUUGAAAAAUUACCAGAAUGUACGUUUUCUGCUUUUAGCAUUCAGUGCCACUGCAAUGGCUUCAUGUAUUUAAGCUUUAUUCGGGGAUUGUGAAUUAAGCAUCUCCAGAUCAUGUACCAGUAACCCUGAUCUGUGGAGAAAAGCUUGCGAUGGGCACAUUCAUUGGGCACAUAGUACCUGGCUUUGCCCUCACCCUUCUUGGUUUAUGGCACACCGUCAACACUAUCAGAUCUUAUUUUCUCAAAGGCCCUAGUAACUUUAGAGUAAGGUUUUGGUACCCAUUGAACUGCCCUUUUCCCAAAAUUAAACACCUUGAACUCAUUUUCAUCUUAUCUUUCUCUGUAUUUGCAAUUAUUAUGCAAGUUCUAGACUUCCCGUUUCUUAACUUCUCCUUCAAGCUCCAUAAUUUGGAGCAUGCAACCAUGUUCCUCCACCUUGCCAUAUUUGCAGGGUUUACACUUUCAGCUGAGUUUAUUAACUCGUUUCAAAUCAUAUCUGGGGUUGUUGGAUUGCUUACGGCCUCUGUUUUCUGCCAAGAGCUUUUCCUUCUCCAUUUCCACUCCACUGACCAUGUUGGUCUUGAAGAGCAUUACCAUUGGUUAUUGCAGCUCAUAGUGUUUGCUAUGCGGCAAGGUUGGUGCUUUACUAUUUUCUUUGUGAAUGAUCCAAUUUGCUCCAUCAUUCUUUUUGUGCAGAAAGAUAUUCAUCGGAGGCUUGACAAAGAACACCACCUUGGGUUCGUGGAGAAUUGCUGCUUCCGAAGUGUAGAGCCUCUUUGGAUUAAGUGGAGUUCUCCGACAAGAGCUGGCUUCAAGCUUGGCAGAUAGUGUUACUCAAAUGUCUCAAGAUUGGCUAAUUCUAUGAUGAGUAGAGAAACUCAUACUAGAGACUGUGGUGCCUGAUGCUAAUGGAAAUGGUCCAGUUGACAACUAUAGCUAUGCAGAGCAAAGAUUGCCGUAGGUUGUCGAAUCUAAGUAUAUCAUGGAGGAUCCUUCUGCAGAACCGGUUCAUUUGAAAGUGCAAUGAAUGUUGUACAAGAUCACCUGCCUUCAUCUGUUGAGGAACAUAUUUAAGAGCCCCAGAAGCAGACCUAUGCUUCAAAGUUAUGCGUUGCUAAAGGACAACCUGCAUUAUCUGCAGCUCCUUAGCAUUCAGUUGACAGGAGUGCACCACUGGCUUCAGAUUGGAAUGAUCGUCCGAUGCAGUUGAAAGGCCUGUAGCAGAGUCCCCAUGCCAUUCCCCUAGGUAUAAGAGGCGAUCCUCAGUCUGCGCCCCAUUUUUUUCUUCCCUUUCGCUCUACCAGAGUUUCAUAAUUCUCUCUUGCUCUGAAAACCGGAGCUAAGAUGCCUUCUUUGGGCUUAGGAACUUCGCAGUCCAGCCCUGGCUUGGUCAGUGACGCUGCCGCUGCCAUCAAGGUUUUCCUUUCCCCUUUUACUCAAUCUUCUCAAAGAUUGAAGAAAAUAACCUUAGGAUUGUUGAAUUUUGUACCCAAUUGAGAUCAAAUUUCAGUCUUUUUGUGAUUCUUCUAAUUGCGGGCAGGAUAUGGGCAUAUUGAUUGGGCUCCACUCUAUGGCAAUGAGGAGGAGGUAUCAAUUGGAACUGUGUAUGAAAGCUUUGGAGGAGAACAUAAUUGUCUAUCUGGAAACUGGUUGUGGAAAGACCUACGUAGCCGUGUUGCCUAUGUAUGAACCAGUUGAUACUCAAACCUCAGAAGAACAUGUGUGUUCUGUGUCCUGGAGAUCGUUGUGGUAUAUAUGGAUCAAAUUGCUCCCAAUGGAUUAUUGCAAUAGAGAUUUUGAAGCCUGACAUGUUUCUAAAGAAGAUGGAGAGAGAGGUUAGAAGAAGAGGAAGAGGAAGAGGAGAUUGAGUAUCAUUUGCUAGGACUGAAGACCACUAAAUGCUGAAGAAUGGAGUGGAUUUAUGUUAUUAUGCAUAUAUAUGGUCAAGUAAUGUUUAAAUGUACUGUUAUGAACGUUGUCAAAUAGCAUUGGUAGUAGUAUAUAUGUCAAGUUCGCUGAUUUAGUUUCCUUUUGAGACAUUGGACUGUAAGAGUUUGUGUGACAUAUUAGAAUCUGCUUCUUGUUGGCCCCGUGGCUGGCAAUCUUAAAUAGAUUCAGCCGUGUAUGCUAGAGCUAUUAGUUGAUUUUCUGCUUCAGAUGAUG